AAGACCAAACAAAAAGAAAAACUAAUAAAAGAUCGACAAUCUUCUAUAUUCAGAUUCUGAUGUAUGAUUGAAUUUCAUUAGAAGUCCUUUCUAUUAGUACAGUUAUAUCAAAACUAUUGCAAAAAAAUUCAGAACACCAAGAGAAGCCAUCAUGUUUCACCCUAUUACAUUUUCUAUCAUAAUCAUUCUGUUUUUCUAUGCUGUUUUCUAUAUAUUCAAGAAACAGCUUAAGGGGUCUAGCGAUGUUCGAUCGAACAUAAAGCUCAAGUUACCACCUUCUCCUCCCAAGAUUCCAAUCCUUGGAAAUUUCCAUCAAUUAACUCUCAUGAUUCACCGAUGCUUUCAUUGCGUAUCUGCCUUGUAUGGCCCAAUCGUACUCUUACACUGGGCUACAAAGCCUAUUCUUGUAGUUUCAUCUGCAGAGAUGGCAUCUGAAAUUAUAAAGACCCAUGAUGUUACUUUCGCAGAUAGGUUUGUUCCAAAAACUAUAAGAGUUAUCUUCUUCGGUGGAAAUGACCUAGUUUUUGCUCCAUAUGGCGAGCGCUGGAGACAACUCAGGAAGUUUUGUGUUCUUGAAUUGUUGACUGCAAAGAGGGUACAAUCUUUCAAGUAUGUAAGAGAAGAAGAAGUUGAUAAAGUGAUGGAGAAGAUAGCUCACUCGUCUCGACAGGGGGACAUAAUUAAUUUGACAGAGACAAUAUCGACUAUGUUGAACUCCAUUAUAUUUAGGUGUUCACUUGGUGACAAUUUCAACAAAGAUUAUACACAGAAAUUUAUUGGGUUAAUAAAGAUGGCGACUAGGUUGAUGGAGUCGGCUUUCAGUUGUGAAGAUUACUUUCCAUGGUUGAAAUGGAUGGAUGUCAUCACUGGAUUAGAUCGGAAGCUUAAAAGAACCUCUGAAGAGAUAAAUACUUUCCUCAAUCAAAUCAUUGAUGAUCAUCUCCUAUCCGGUAAUUCAUGUGUAAAGCACAGUGAUCACGACAACAAGAGAAACUUCAUAGAGCUACUUCUUCUUCAUGCUGAAAAACAACCAAAUCUCCAUCUCACUCGUGAUAAUAUCAAAGGAAUAAUACUGGACAUGUUUAUCGCCGGAAGCGAAACCACAGCUACUGUAGUUGACUGGGCAAUAGCGGAGCUCAUAAAGAAUCCAAAGCUGAUGAAGAAAGCACAAGAAGAGGUAAGAAGAGUGGUAGGAAACAAAAUGAAAGUGGAAGAGCAUGACAUUAAUCAAAUGGACUACUUGAAAUGCAUUGUGAAAGAGAGCUUACGGUUGCACCCUCCUGUACCAUCUUUGCUAGGAAGAAAUUCUUCUGCCAAUGUCAAAAUAGGAGGUUAUGACAUCCCAGCAAAUACAGUAUUAUUCAUCAAUGCCUACACGAUUCAAAGAGACCCUGAAUCGUGGGACAAACCAGAAGAGUUUUAUCCGGAGUGAUUUGAAAACAACCCUAUUGAUUUUAAAGGGCAAGAUCUUGAGUUUAUCCCGUUUGGAUCUGGAAGAAGAGGGUGUCCUGGAAUGUCAUUUGGCCUUGCAGUGGUGGAAUUUGUUCUUGCCAACCUCUUGCAUGGGUUCGACUGGGAAUUGCCUGGUGGUGCUAACAAGGAAGAACUAGACAUGUCUGAAGGAUCUGGUUUCAGUAUUAAUAGGAAGAAACCUCUUCUUGUUGUUCCAGUAUUGUUUCGUUCAACAUCUUCUGGUACUACUGCAAUUUAAUGUACUCCAAAUACCAGUAACUGUUGAGGAAUUUAAUUUAAUGUUAUUAGGGUGACAAAAAUGUACGUAUUCCCAAUUCAAUA
This is a messenger RNA of Papaver somniferum (opium poppy), 1794 nucleotides long. Its product is annotated as cytochrome P450 71A1-like. Gene Ontology annotation, molecular function: monooxygenase activity; iron ion binding; oxidoreductase activity, acting on paired donors, with incorporation or reduction of molecular oxygen. The coding region runs from base 152 to 1432 and encodes 426 amino acids. The record is from RefSeq and is a predicted model, not a curated record. NCBI's taxonomy places the organism in Eukaryota, Viridiplantae, Streptophyta, Magnoliopsida, Ranunculales, Papaveraceae. The transcript is spliced from 2 exons.